Messenger RNA from Malus domestica (apple), 804 nucleotides. NCBI's taxonomy places the organism in Eukaryota, Viridiplantae, Streptophyta, Magnoliopsida, Rosales, Rosaceae. The record is from RefSeq and is a predicted model, not a curated record.
AUAUAAUUUUUUGUAUGACUAUAAAACUAUACAUGGCCCUUUGACCCUUCUUCUCUGCUUCUCCGGAAUUUACCAGUGAAAGAAACCUGUAGAGAAACAGAAAGCUCUGCCUUCUGGUUUGAGAGAGAGAGAUGCUCUGCUCCGGCAGACUUUUUGCCGUUUCUUUCCCCGUAAAUCGGUGCUGUCCGUACAAACUGCGUAGCUCCGGCUGCUCCAAAUUCAGCUACCCAAGAAGCCCCAUAUCAACAAGCAGCUCCAGAUGGUGAUCCCUGGCCAUGGCUUCGGAGCCCGACUCCUCCUCUUUCGCUCCGUCUGUCGAUUCUGAUCCCAAUCCCGCCGCCGAUACAAACCCCGCCGGAUUUUGUAUCAUAGAGGGGCCUGAAACAGUGCAGGACCUUGCGACAAUGGAGCUGCAGGAAAUUCAAGAUAAUAUUCGGAGUCGUCGCAACAAAAUUUUCUUGCAUAUGGAGGAGGUUCGCAGGCUGAGGAUACAACAGCGGAUUAAACGCGCAGAGCUUGGAGCGGUAAAUGAAGAUCAAGUUUUCCAUCAUUCAUUCCAUUUUUGCCUCCCCUGUUGGAGUUGAAGCUGGGAAUAGGAGGCACAUCAUAUAAAGCAAGACAUAAGGUCAUCUUCAACUAAGAGGACUAAAGGAUUAAAAACUAAAAAUUACCUGAUUUAUUCAAAAAUUCAUCUCCAACCGAUGACUAGAUUAUAAUUCUGUGGAGCCCACUAGACGAUUAUUGGCCAAAAGUGUAUCAGGCUUACCAAAUAUAGACCCUCUCUUAGCCCUUUUUGGGGAUCUA